CCAGGACCCAGGCCACCGCCAUGCUCUUCCGCUUCGGCGUGGUGGUGCCGCCCGCGGUAGCCGGUGCUCGGCAGGAGCUGCUGCUCGCGGGAUCGCGGCCCGAGCUGGGGCGCUGGGAGCCGCGCGGCGCCGUGCGUCUCAGGCCCGCGGGUACCGCGGCGGGCGCGGCCGCGCUGGCGCUGCAGGAGCCCGGCCUGUGGCUCGCCGAGGUGGAGCUGACGGAGGACGAGGAGGCGGCCGGCGGGGCGGAGCCGGGCCGCGUAGACACGUUCUGGUACAAGUUCCUGCAGCGCGAGCCGGGAGGCGAGCUGCACUGGGAAGGGAAUGGACCUCACCACGACCGUUGCUGCACAUACAAUGAGAACAACUUGGUGGAUGGUGUUUAUUGUCUCCCAGUAGGACACUGGAUUGAGGACACUGGGCACACCAAUGAAAUGAAGCACACGACAGACUUCUAUUUUAAUAUUGCAGGCCACCAAGCCAUGCAUUAUUCAAGAAUUCUACCAAAUAUCUGGCUGGGCAGCUGCCCUCGCCAACUAGAACAUGUGACCAUCAAAUUGAAGCAUGAACUGGGAAUUACAGCUGUCAUGAAUUUCCAGACCGAAUGGGAUAUCAUCCAGAAUUCUUCAGGCUGCAACCGCUACCCGGAACCCAUGACUCCAGACACUAUGAUGAAGCUGUAUAAGGAAGAAGGCUUGGCCUACAUCUGGAUGCCCACUCCAGACAUGAGCACUGAGGGCCGCGUGCAGAUGCUGCCACAGGCUGUGUGUCUCUUGCACGCGCUUCUGGAGAACGGUCACACUGUGUACGUCCACUGCAAUGCUGGGGUGGGCCGCUCCACAGCUGCAGUGUGCGGCUGGCUGCACUACGUGAUUGGCUGGAGUCUGCGCAAGGUGCAGUACUUCAUCAUGGCCAAGAGGCCUGCGGUCUACAUUGAUGAAGAAGCUUUGGCUCAAGCACAGCAAGACUUUUUUCAGAAGUUUGGGAAGGUUCACUCUUCCAUAUGUACUUUGUAGGUGACCAGCCAGGGAUGUGGUUAGUAGAAGACCUGGAGACAAAG
This is a messenger RNA of Grammomys surdaster, 1060 nucleotides long. It is a transcript of the gene Epm2a, whose product is annotated as EPM2A glucan phosphatase, laforin. The transcript has 4 exons. NCBI's taxonomy places the organism in Eukaryota, Metazoa, Chordata, Mammalia, Rodentia, Muridae. The record is from RefSeq and is a predicted model, not a curated record. The coding region runs from base 21 to 1016 and encodes 331 amino acids. Gene Ontology annotation, molecular function: protein tyrosine phosphatase activity; carbohydrate phosphatase activity; starch binding. Gene Ontology annotation, cellular component: cytoplasm; nucleus. Gene Ontology annotation, biological process: protein dephosphorylation.